Molecule: messenger RNA, 2151 nt
Organism: Eremomyces bilateralis CBS 781.70
Lineage: Eukaryota; Fungi; Ascomycota; Dothideomycetes; Eremomycetales; Eremomycetaceae
Exons: 1
Coding region: 1-2151 (716 amino acids)
Source: RefSeq, a predicted model, not a curated record
AUGUACACCCCCCGAUCGUAUGCUCAGUACCAGGCUUUGCAUGUUCCGAAACCCUCCAAAUCGACGACGAAGGGCGGCAAGGAUGUGAAGGAUACGCAGAAUCAUGCAAGAGGCGACUAUGGAACUGUUAAUACGGCCGGACUUGGAAAUACCAUGUUGAAAGGCACGCGGAAGGCUCCGGCGACAGUCGUCAGGCGAUCGAGUCUAACUGGAGAUGUCGAUCCGACGACAACGGGUGCAACAACUCCAGUGCAACCAUUUCGCCAACAUGAUUCUCAUCCACACGCAAUAACGUCACAAAUGCCCGACGAAGACAUCUCGAGCCACCGACCAUCCCUCAUACAUACCAACCCCUUCAACGGUGACACCGUUCCUCUACCCUCUCGACCCGUCGUUAUCCCAAGUCGCUCGACAGCCGCCAUCACCUCCCACCCUUCCCACGCACACACCAUCCGCGCACGCGGUCCACAUGGAGGGAAUCCAUCCGGGCGGAUGCCGUCGCGGACACGCACCGAUACAUCGAAACACAACCCCAAAGCCUUGCCACCAGCCGUCGCGGCUCUGCUGGCGCUGACGUCCAUUCCGCCACCACGACGUCAAUCUACAAGACGAGGAACGGUAGCUGAGAGUCCACGACGGACUGUAGCGGAGAGCCCAAGUCCAAGCAAUGUGGACGAGCUGAUCCGACACUGGCGGGAGGAGGAGCAUGGGAGUAGUGCCAACCAGUCGGCCGCACCUUCGUUCGCGACAAGCUCACCGCUCGAUGUACUCCUCGAGCCACCUCGUUCCGUCCCGAGUGAGGCAGACACGACCGCCGACGCCUCGGAAGACGAACAAGACGGCGAUGAGAGCGACAGCGAUGCGGCCGAGCAUGAGCACCACCCCAGGAGCGUUCGAUCGACCCCGUCGCGCUCGGUAUCGUCCAGCAGCAUUCCCAGCCUCGAACCCGCAUCCGCGUGCCCCUCUGUUUUCUCUAUGUCAGCAUUCGGGUCUAGCAUGCCAUUCACCCCCGCCAACACCAGCUCCCCCUCCUCCACGACCGGACGACGCGAAAAGUUCGUGAACUCCCCUCCUUCCGAAGCAUGUGUCGACAGUCACCCGCUCAUUUCCCCCCUCCUCGGACCCGACCCGACGUCAUUCUCCGACAUUCCCCUCCACCUCCCCGCGCUCACCCUCCCCGAUCCCGAACCUCCACCCACCUCCCGAAACCGACACGUAUCCCCACCUCCGCCGAAACCCCGCAAAUCCAACCUUACUGCCUCCCUUAGCGCCCUCCGCGCGACCCGUCUCCUCUCCGCCUUCUCUCCUUCAUCUACCGACCCUCCCCUCCCCUCCUCCACCUCCUCUCCCACCACCGAGCCCGAAUCCCUCCUCACCCGCUCCCCUUACGGCAACCCCUCCACCCGCCGCUUCCCCAGCGAGAUGCGCCCCCGCUGGAGCUGGUCCGCCGAGAUGCCCGUCCCGGAGCCUGUGCGUCGUUACUUUAACCCCGCGCCCCCCACGUCCGGUGGCCGCCUCGGGUAUCUCCGCGACGCGGACAGCACGAGCCGCGGCAUCGGAUGGAGCGGCGGCGAGAGCGCGACGGGCAGCGCGGCGAGACGGAGGGGGAGCAGCAUCGCGGUGCAGCCGGGCGAUGUGCAUCGGGAUGCGAACCUGGCGUUGCGGGCGGAGGAGCCGGCGGGCGCGCCGGUCAAAGGGAAGAUGAUUCUGUUGCGGACGUAUACGAAGACGGGGCCGGCAGGAAAUCACGCCAAUCAUCCCUCCGCCUCUUCCUUACCCCCUCCCGCGCCAUUAUCUCCCCGCCGAAAACGCCCCAUCCCCGAAAAAUCUGCGUCGUCUCCUGCGCCGUCUCCGCUUGAGGACGCGGGACGAAUGGCUGCGGAGACGGGGGCGGGGCAACCGAUGGCGCGACCGCGCGAGCCAAGGGAGAACAGCGAUUUCCUACGAGUCAUUGUGUUGGAGAUGAAUAUGCGGCGGGUGGGGAAGUUGGAUCGGAAGGCGGGGGGGCGGGCGAAGAUUUGGUUGCCACCGAGAGAGGGGAGGGGGAGUGGUGGGGGGCCGGAGGAGAAGGAGGAGAAGGAGGAGAAGGAGGGGGAGAGGGAGAAGGUGCCAGAGCGGUGGAGGGGGUGGAGUGUUGAUGAGGAGGGGUGA